GACACCUAGGACUCGUGUUCUUAGAAUUCUCCUCCUUUACCCCAACUCCUCCUCCUGAAGCCCUGAUUUACGACGAAAAACAUUCGAUGAAAACGGUUCCUGGGUUUUAGAUCUCACACACAAAUCUGUAUUCUUUGAAAGAGGAAGAUAAAAAAGAUAACGUUAUUGGGUUGCGUUGAUGUUUGGAUCAUCCUUGUUCAAUUGUUAUUAUUUUUAUUAGGGCGAUGGAAGUCGAGGAGUUGGGUACGAAGCCAAUUGGAGUUGGAAUCGAAAGGAUGGGUUCUGGAAAAGAUCGGCUUAAGGUGAAAAGGAAGACCUUGGAGAUGGUCCUCCAGCAAUGUCAAAUGGCUCUGGAAUUGCUUAGUGAAGCUGAUGACGACACUGACGGUGUUAGACCGGCGGAAGUUGAAGAUGAAGAGCAAGAGGGAUCGUCGAUCCCCCUCGUUGAUGAGGAGACCCAGUUAUGCGAUCUUAUCCAAUCAAGACUAGAAUGCCCUGAUUUCAUUCAAAAGAUAGAGAAUGCCCAAGUGUCAAUUCCUCACAAUGUUGCUGACGAAGGUAGUUCUUGGGAUAUGGUGAACAAAAACGAUAUAUGGGAUAGUGGAAUUGAUGAGCUGGACCAGGAGGAUUUUGUUCUUGUUAGGGAAGAAGAUAUAGUUGAAGGGAUUGCGUGCUUUAUGGCUGCAUACCUGUCAUCUCUUAAACAAACAAAGGAUUUGACCCCUAACCAACUUCAGGAUGCCCUGAGUAAGACAUUCUCCUUAAAGAAGAAAAAGGGAAAACUAAUGAAGGCAUGGAAUGGAAGCAAAGUAAUUUAUAAUGUUGCUUCCUGGGGUGCAACAGCCAUUGGCAUCUACCAAAAUCCUGCUAUUCUAAGGGCAGCUUCUGCGGCCUUCUGGACUUCUUGCCACGUUAUAUCAAAGCUUUUCUAAGCUGUCUGUGCUGCUGCUGUUAUGGUGUUUCUAAGUUGCCGAAAGAUGAAUAGUGGUUGGGGAAUUCAUCGAAAUUGUCACAUAAUUGUCACUCCCCUUGUGUUAUAUAUAAAGCAUCAUUCUAUUGAUUAUGUUUCAAAUGCAACCAUGUAAAUACUCUUCAUUGCAAGCAGGACUCCUUUACCAUUGAUUUAAAAAUUUAGUCUUGUUUCUCC
Messenger RNA from Impatiens glandulifera, 1147 nucleotides. RefSeq lists its product as uncharacterized. The coding region runs from base 225 to 932 and encodes 235 amino acids. The record is from RefSeq and is a predicted model, not a curated record. NCBI's taxonomy places the organism in Eukaryota, Viridiplantae, Streptophyta, Magnoliopsida, Ericales, Balsaminaceae. The transcript has 6 exons.